AUGAACAGGUCAGCUGGAGCGCACUCUGAUCGCUCCUCAAUGGACUCGCUAGGCUCGGAAGAUGAGUUCCAUUAUUACCGCCAACGGCAGCGGAAGAGACGCCGCGUGGACAGGGCACUUUACGACAAUGACGACGACGACGACGACGAUGGCGACGAUGGCGACGAGGGCGACGAUGGCGCUGAGGAUGUAAGCGCUGUAUCCACCGAAGACGGCUAUUUCGAUAGUCUGGAGGACGAGCUAGAACAGGCACUCAUCACAACUCCCGGCCCGAACCAUGUGGACCCAAUCCUUGUUCCGAGCCCUGGAUCUUCCAGCCCGCUCGAGCCGGGGCAUUCUGCGGCCGAGAACGAAGUCAUAGAGUUGGGCGAACACUCUGAGCCCGAAAGUGCUCGUGAAGCUUCAACGAUCGGUAGCAAUCCCGAGCCAACCGAAAUCCCGGAGUCCCCCGAAGCACUGGAAAUUUUAGAUCAUGGCCCUUCUCCAUCUCCUUCGCAGCCUCCUGCCCCAUCCACUCCCAUACCUCGCUCAGAGCACAAAAGGGCCUGUGAUUACAAGUGUCCCAUUUGUUUUGAACCCCCCGAAGCGGCGCUCUUUACCCCUUGUGGGCACAUCUUCUGUACCGAAUGCCUCUUUCAAAUGCUUAACAGCACACGAACCAAUCGAAAAGCUGGCCAGUGUGCCCUCUGUCGACGAGACGUCAAGCUGAAAGAAGUCAGAUUGUUGAUCUUACGAAAAAAGAGGAUACCCAAGAGUGCUUGA
Messenger RNA from Lachancea dasiensis, 762 nucleotides. The record is from the annotation of a GenBank genome assembly. Lineage: Eukaryota; Fungi; Ascomycota; Saccharomycetes; Saccharomycetales; Saccharomycetaceae.